GAACUGUUGUGCUGCAAAAAUAUUAUUUUAACAAGUAUUAAAAUUCAAAAAGUAGUAUUUUGAUAGCCCUAAACAAAACAAGGCGGAUGACAAAUCUUUUGUAAAAUAGCUAAAUUCAAUAAAAUUUAACUAUAGUAUUUUAUAACAAAAUUGGUUAAAAUUUAUCACCAUGGGUUUUUUAACAAUAUUAAAGAAAAUGCGGCAAAAAGAGAAAGAAAUGCGAUUACUUUUAUUGGGUUUGGAUAAUGCUGGCAAAACAACUAUUUUAAAGCGGUUCAAUGGAGAAUCAAUAGACACUAUUUCACCAACUUUAGGUUUUAAUAUAAAAACACUUGAACAUAGAGGAUAUACACUUAAUAUGUGGGAUGUUGGUGGGCAGAAAUCACUCAGGUCUUAUUGGCGAAACUAUUUUGAAUGCACCGAUGGGUUAAUUUGGGUAGUUGAUAGCGCCGAUCGUAUGCGUUUGCAAGCAUGUAAAAAUGAAUUGGAAGUGUUAUUGAACGAGGAACGCUUAGCUGGAGCAUCACUUCUUGUCUUAGCGAAUAAACAGGAUUUGCCUGGAUCAUUAUCCGCGGCAGAAAUUAAAGAAAUUUUGGAGCUAGACAACAUAACAACACAUCAUUGGUUGGUAGUUGGUGUUAGCGCUGUGACUGGAGAAAAAUUACUUUCUGCGGUGGAUUGGUUAAUUGGUGAUAUAGCUAAACGCAUAUUCACAUUAGAUUAAUUAAGUAGAUCCGUAAAAAUAAUUCGUUUUUUUCAUGUAUUUAUUUUU
Molecule: messenger RNA, 772 nt
Organism: Teleopsis dalmanni
Lineage: Eukaryota; Metazoa; Arthropoda; Insecta; Diptera; Diopsidae
Product: ADP-ribosylation factor-like protein 2
Exons: 3
Coding region: 170-724 (184 amino acids)
Biological process (GO): protein folding
Cellular component (GO): microtubule cytoskeleton; cytoplasm
Molecular function (GO): GTPase activity; GTP binding
Source: RefSeq, a predicted model, not a curated record